UUUGUCUCUUGUGAAUGCAUUUCCUGGCUUAGGUGUUCUGACUACCAUGCCACGAUUUUCCUUGUUCCCAUCACAAGAUACUUUCACAGAUGUAUGUAGUUUUUCAAUGUGUUUGGUCUGUUUAUAAUUAAAAUGGGUAGUUUACCUAAUCUAACCUUUGCCUGAUAAUCCCACAUACUUCCAUACUUUGGGCCACACUCUGUAGUUUUUGAUUGUUUUCCUUAUAUAAUAAGUCAGUCACUACUGUAAAUCUUUUCUGUCUGUGGCUGUGCCAUCUGAACAAUAUCAAUACAGAUGGAAUAAUCCAUCUGUAUUGUGUCUUUAGAUAACACAUUUUGAAGACUGAUAUAAAAAAGUAGAAAUUAAGAAAUCACUCAGUUAAAAUGUAAAUGAAGACACUUGCUAACUGAGAUUGUCACUAACCCUGGGCUUAUUUUAUCCUGUAUUUAUCUCUAAAAAUAUUAAGGAAUGUUGAGAAUGUUGACAGUGCUGUGAAAAUGUAGGAGCUCCUGCUAGAUUACGUUCUGUUUUUGUGCAAAUGUUUUGAGAUCAUUUUGCAAUUUUGAAGAUCAGACAAAGUUCUGUUCUGAUCUAAUACUAAAUGAGGAAAAUGGUUUAUUGUGAAAAACAACUGAUCAGCGCAAGAGCCACUUCAAACUACAAUAUCCAUAUUUUCUAAAUAAUUCACUAAAGACAGAAAAUACUUUCUGGAAACAAAUGAAUAUAUUCCUGUAUUUGUAAAUAUGCUGCCUAAGGAUACAUCUCUGCUCCCACCGACUGUUUUGGAGGGGAAAUGCUUGUUCCAGAGUUGAGCUUUGCUGCUGAGUUCCUUCCAGAUGGGAACAAUCAAUCACAAAACAUGGGUUUAAUGAUUGGCCAGCAGUGACCCAAAAGAACACAUAGGUUUGAACAACAGAACUGAGACAAAAGUAGAACUUAUGGAAAUUGUAAAACUAACUUUUUGGAACAAAACAAAACAAAAAAUAUACACUUACAGUCAAGCAUGGUGGUGGUCACGUGGUGGUCUGGGCUUGUGAGUAGGCCACAAUUCCUCCACAGCAAUAAAAUGUCAGUUUUUGCAAAUGUUUGGGAGUUUUUGCUGCCAAGAGUGAAUCCAACAGGGGACAAUUAGUUUUCCACUUAGGGCACUGUUACUUUGGGUUAUUUAACUGAGAUAAUCCUUUACAUUUUGCAUUUUUCAAAUUCACAUUGGUUAUCUCCGUCUAAUAAUAAAAUGAGUUUGAGGACCUUAUCAUUGUAGCUUCACUUGGACUCAAAGGCAAAAACAGGAAAAGAGAAUACAACUGGCUCAAAACACAAAUCUGCAGAUACUGUACAAGAGACUGUCGGUGGCAGAAGAGCUGGGAGGAAAGGUCAGCAAGGAUCUCAGCAUCAUCCUUGAGCAGCUGGGGAACAUGACGCGCGCUGCCAACGUCAGCCACCUCUGGAGCAACACGUCCAGCAGCAGCAGCAGGACUAUGGCAACAGUAAAACAUCCAAUGGAUGACCUGAUCAGACAGCCACUGCCUCAGGCCACUAUUCACUUGUACAUGCCCCACCUCAGGGAGCAUCCCAACAGCCUGGUGCCUCAUGUGGUGCUGGGGAAGGGACGCAGUGGAGUGAGCAUGGUCCUGGGCAUUCCCACGGUGAAGCGUGAGAAGCAGAGCUACCUGGUCAGCACCCUCAGCUCCCUGCUGUCCGGCCUCAGCUCCUCAGAAAUGCAGGAUCUCCUCAUCAUCGUCUUUGUCGCUGAGGUUAUAUGAUGCAGCUUUUUAUUCAAACGAAUGCUAAGCCAUCAUUUUCUUGUUUUUCCUACCUCUAUGGGGUGCCGCCAGGAAUCAUGGGCCCCCUGACAAAAAAUUUGUUUGGACCCCUGCGCAG
Molecule: messenger RNA, 1881 nt
Organism: Poecilia latipinna (sailfin molly)
Lineage: Eukaryota; Metazoa; Chordata; Actinopteri; Cyprinodontiformes; Poeciliidae
Product: alpha-1,3-mannosyl-glycoprotein 4-beta-N-acetylglucosaminyltransferase B-like
Exons: 4
Coding region: 1416-1763 (115 amino acids)
Biological process (GO): protein N-linked glycosylation
Cellular component (GO): Golgi stack; endoplasmic reticulum-Golgi intermediate compartment; endoplasmic reticulum
Molecular function (GO): acetylglucosaminyltransferase activity
Source: RefSeq, a predicted model, not a curated record